Molecule: messenger RNA, 1576 nt
Organism: Xylona heveae TC161
Lineage: Eukaryota; Fungi; Ascomycota; Xylonomycetes; Xylonales; Xylonaceae
Exons: 2
Coding region: 231-1094 (287 amino acids)
Biological process (GO): regulation of transcription by RNA polymerase II
Cellular component (GO): nucleus
Molecular function (GO): RNA polymerase II transcription regulatory region sequence-specific DNA binding; DNA-binding transcription activator activity, RNA polymerase II-specific
Source: RefSeq, a predicted model, not a curated record
CCUCGUGCUGGGACACACGCACAUACGUUCACGCCCUAAUCCUUCCCUUCUUUCCGCCGCUGCCAUUCGACAUCCGUUUCUUUGCUCUUUCAUCCACCCUCCCCCGCACCAUUAGCAAUAGAUUACAAGACAUUUCUCAUCGCCGCCAUCAGGACGGUUAUUCGCAUCAUCGUCAGCAUCCUCAUCAUCUUGGCUCAAAGGACCUCCCAAUAAGGGCCUCUGUGCUCAUCAUGUCCAACUUCACCGGACGUCGAGCCCCAAAUGUCUCGCAAUACAUUGCCAACUUGAACACGAUUCCAUCUCCCUACGAGGUCGCUGCGCAGCAACAGCAAGAGAACUUCAAUCUCGACGACGAUUUGGCCUUGUUCACCAACGCCCAAUUCUUCGACUUUGAUAUUGGCGAGACUGUCAACCAGCAGCCAAACCAGCAGUCCUACUACAGCGCCAAUGCUCAGGAAGCAUCUUCACCGGACAAUGUGCCGGCUGCCAAAGGAGCCGAAUUCCUAGGUGAAGAAUUCCAGUUCCCGGACUUCAGCGGCAUGGCCCACAUUAUGCCCAACACCCAGCAGCCUCACCACUAUCGCGCUCAGGAGCACCACGCACAACACCAGCCUAUUCAACCCAGCCCAUACCACCCCAACUCUGCUGUUCACAGCCCUGCGGCUUCCAGCCCGAUCGAGCCUCAAACUGGAGACAAGCGCAAGGCUGGUGCAUUGAACGAUUCUCUGUUGGAGGAUACAUCGCGCUUCGCGGCCGAGGAGGACAAGCGCCGUCGUAACACCGCAGCCAGCGCCCGAUUCCGGGUCAAGAAGAAGCAGCGAGAGCAGGCUCUCGAACGCACCGCCAAGGAGAUGACUGACAAGUGCACCUCGCUUGAGACUCGUAUUGGCCAGCUUGAGAUGGAGAACAAGUGGUUGAAGAACCUCAUCACCGAGAAGAAUGGCUCCAAGGACGAGAUCGCCGACAUGUGGAAGAAGUUCAACUCCGCCAACGCUGCGUCCGCAGACGAUGCCUCCCGAAGUACUUCUGCCGGCAAAGACGGCGUCGGCACCUCUGCCGACCUCAAGGCCGAGUCCAAGGCAGAGACCGCCUAAGGUCGUCGCGCCGCUUCCACAGACCCUCUGAAAAAAAUAUUUAAAAGUUGGUGUUUCGUCCAGUUUAUAAAUCGAUAUAUUCGUCUCUGAUAUAUCUGAUUUCGUCUCGCUUCUUGGCGCUUGUUGGAGCGCGGUUUUCUCGGUGGCGUUCACGCCAUCGUCGCAUGUAUUUCACCUGAGACGCUAGAUGUGGUUAUGCUUCUCAUCUCAUUAUAUAUCUUGUCAGGUAUCUUUCAAGCCAGUUUUUACGAUUCUCUUUUUUCUAUUCCCCCCACCCUUUUCUUAUCUACUCUUCUUGCCCAUAUACUUGCAGUUCCUUGAUAUAUCCUUUUUGUUCUUCUUGUUGCUGUGAAUGACUAGUCUUGUAUUUGGAAUUGGAAUUUCUUCUUUUUUCUAUAUGGCUAGUUUUUUUGUUAGUUUGCUUGUAAUCUUUUCUCUGAUUCUAGAGUCAAGUAAUCUACGUGCAAUGAUAAUUCACAACU